AAAAUCGAAAUCGGAGCUCUAGUAUCGGAGCGUUUGGACAGUAAAAACAGCUUCCUCGGAGCUCAGACCGAGCAGAUUCCCAGUGCAAUGCACGUUAGGCGUUUAUUUACAUUUUCUGAACCCACGACAGAGUAAAGAUCCAAAGGAACGGGCUGCAGCGGUGUGUGUUUUAACCAGAAACCCGUCAAAUGAACUCCGUCAGAGCGACCAACCGCAGACCGCGGCGAGUGUCGAGGCCGCGCCCGGUUCCGCCGGACAGAAACAACGCAGAAAGAGAUGAGGAAGUUCCUGCCGAGAUGGUCGCAGAAGAAUCUGUUCAAGGAGCUCAGAAUAGUCCGUACCAACUUCGAAGAAAAUCUCUGUUACCGAAGAGAACAGCUUGUCCAACAAAGACCAACAUGGAGGGUGCUUCCACUUCAACAACAGAAAACUUUGGGCAUCGGGCCAAACGGGCCAGAGUGUCGGGAAAAUCACAAGAUCUGCACGUCACUCCAGCAGAGCAGUACCUGCAGGUGAAGCUUCCUGAUGAGGUGGUUUUAAAAAUCUUCUCUUACCUGUUAGAGCAGGACCUUUGUCGAGCCGCAUGUGUGUGCAAACGCUUUAGUGAAUUGGCCAAUGACCCCAUCCUCUGGAAGAGACUCUAUAUGGAGGUUUUUGAGUACACACGUCCCAUGAUGCACCCUGAGUCUGGGAAGUUCUUUCAGAUUAACCCAGAAGAGUACGAGCAGUCCAAUCCCUGGAAAGAGAGCUUUCAGCAACUGUAUAAAGGCGCUCAUGUGAAACCAGGAUUUGCUGAACAUUUCUACAGUAACCCAGCCAGAUAUAAGGGUCGAGAGAACAUGCUGUAUUAUGACACCAUCGAGGACGCUCUGGGAGGAGUUCAGGAAGCCCAUUUUGACGGUUUGAUAUUUGUCCACUCUGGUAUCUACACAGAUGAAUGGAUCUACAUAGAGUCGCCGAUCACAAUGAUAGGCGCUGCUCCCGGGAAAGUAGCAGAUAAAGUCAUCAUUGAGAACACUAGAGAUUCAACGUUUGUGUUUAUGGAAGGGUCAGAGGAUGCAUUUGUAGGCUACAUGACAAUUAAGUUUAAUCCUGAUGAUAAAUCAGCUCAACAUCACAACGCUCAUCACUGCCUGGAGAUCACAGUCAACUGCAGCCCCAUCAUUGACCACUGCAUCAUCCGCAGUACCUGCACAGUGGGCUCAGCUGUGUGUGUGAGCGGUCAGGGUGCAUCACCCACUAUCAAACACUGUAACAUCAGUGACUGUGAGAAUGUGGGACUCUACAUCACCGAUCAUGCACAGGGCAUUUACGAAGACAAUGAGAUAUCCAAUAAUGCUCUAGCUGGGAUCUGGGUGAAAAACCAUGGCAACCCCAUUAUCAGACGGAACCAUAUCCAUCAUGGGAGAGAUGUUGGGGUGUUCACGUUUGACCACGGAAUGGGCUACUUUGAAAGCUGCAACAUCCACAGGAACCGGAUAGCAGGUUUCGAGGUCAAGGCGUAUGCUAACCCUACUGUAGUACGCUGUGAGAUCCAUCACGGUCAGACGGGAGGCAUCUACGUACACGAGAAGGGUCGAGGACAGUUCAUCGAGAACAAGAUCUAUGCAAACAAUUUUGCGGGUGUGUGGAUUACCUCCAACAGCGACCCCACAAUUAGGGGUAAUGCAAUAUUCAAUGGCAACCAAGGUGGAGUUUACAUUUUUGGUGACGGCAGAGGUCUCAUUGAAGGGAAUGACAUCUAUGGCAACGCUUUAGCUGGGAUUCAGAUCCGGACCAACAGCUGCCCGAUUGUCCGGCACAACAAGAUCCACGACGGACAGCAUGGAGGAAUCUAUGUGCAUGAGAAAGGUCAGGGAGUGAUCGAGGAGAAUGAGGUGUACAGUAACACACUGGCUGGUGUCUGGGUGACCACAGGCAGCACACCUGUACUCCGCAGGAACCGGAUACACAGUGGUAAACAGGUUGGCGUUUAUUUCUAUGAUAAUGGUCAUGGUGUAUUAGAAGACAAUGACAUCUACAACCACAUGUACUCUGGUGUUCAGAUCAGAACUGGAAGCAAUCCCAAAAUUAGGAGGAAUAAGAUCUGGGGUGGACAGAAUGGAGGAAUCCUUGUUUACAAUUCAGGUUUAGGCUUUAUAGAAGACAAUGAGAUCUUUGAUAACGCCAUGGCUGGAGUUUGGAUCAAGACCGACAGCAACCCAACACUCCGCAGAAACAAGAUCCACGAUGGCAGGGAUGGAGGAAUCUGUAUAUUCAACGGAGGACGAGGUUUGUUGGAAGAGAAUGAUAUCUUCAGGAAUGCUCAGGCUGGAGUUCUCAUUAGCACCAACAGUCACCCUGUGCUUCGCAAGAACAGGAUAUUCGACGGUUUUGCUGCUGGUAUUGAGAUUACCAACCAUGCAACCGCAACUUUAGAAGGCAAUCAGAUCUUCAACAACCGUUUCGGCGGCCUGUUCCUUGCAUCUGGUGUCAAUGUCACAAUGAAAGAUAACAAAAUCAUGAACAAUCAAGAUGCGAUUGAAAAAGCUGUGAGUAGAGGUCAGUGCCUGUACAAGAUUUCCAGUUACACCAGCUAUCCAAUGCAUGAUUUUUACAGGUGUCACACCUGUAACACGACAGACCGUAACGCCAUCUGUGUGAACUGUAUCAAGAAAUGCCAUCAAGGACACGAUGUAGAAUUUAUUAGACAUGAUAGGUUUUUCUGUGACUGUGGCGCUGGGACUUUGUCGAACCCUUGCACGCUAGCCGGAGAGCCAACUCACGACACAGACACGCUGUACGAUUCGGCCCCUCCUAUAGAGUCCAACACACUGCAGCACAACUGAAGCAGAAUGCAUCAGC
Molecule: messenger RNA, 2844 nt
Organism: Xyrauchen texanus (razorback sucker)
Lineage: Eukaryota; Metazoa; Chordata; Actinopteri; Cypriniformes; Catostomidae
Product: F-box only protein 11-like
Exons: 22
Coding region: 189-2828 (879 amino acids)
Biological process (GO): protein ubiquitination; ubiquitin-dependent protein catabolic process; regulation of apoptotic process
Molecular function (GO): protein binding; zinc ion binding
Source: RefSeq, a predicted model, not a curated record